GACGAGGGAUGGAAGCUGGACCGUACAAAUUACUAUCAGGAAGGAUGGCUGGCCACCGGUAAUGCCCGCGGCCUGGUGGGAGUGACUUUUACCACGUCCCAUUGUCGAACGAGAGCCACGGAACUUCCGCUAAGGGCAAAUUACAACCUUCGAGGGCACCGCAGCGAGGUGAUACUGGUGAAAUGGAACGAACCGUAUCAGAAGUUGGUCUCCUGCGACAGUUCUGGCGUGAUCUUCGUGUGGAUCAAGUUCGAGGGAAGAUGGAGUAUAGAAUUGAUCAACGACAGAAGUACCCCAGUCACGCAUUUCUCGUGGUCCCACGACGGUCGAAUGGCGCUUAUAUGCUACAGGGAUGGUUUCGUGCUGGUUGGCAGCGUUGGUGGCCAGAGGUAUUGGUCAUCGAUGCUGAAUGACAAAGCUACGAUCACGUGUGGUAUUUGGACACCGGAUGACCAACAGGUAUAUUUCGGAACAACAGCUGGACAAUUAAUAGUAAUGGACGUGCAUGGGGCCAUGGUAUCAGAGGUACAAUUGGCAGCUGGUGUCACGUCGAUGGCGUGGAGUGCCGAGAAAUUCACGAUGGAAGAAGGAGACGACGAUUUGACGAACGAUAGAUCUCAUAAAGACGAUCGGAACUACGUGCUAGCCGUCUGCCUGGCUGAUGGGAACAUCAUCAUACUGCGUUCCUUCGACGACGUCUCGCCCAUCACGAUUCGCACGAACCUGAAGGCGCCACUGCACGCAGAAUGGAGCAAUUCGAGGAAGCUGUUGGCGAUCGCCGGGACGAAGGAAUCGGACAACGCUCAGAGCAACCCUCACGAGUACACGAACCUUCUGAAGUUCUAUUCAGUCACAGGCACCCUCGUGUACACCGCUGCGAUACCGUACACGCAGUGUCCUGUAUCGGCGUUGACCUGGGGCCACAACGACAGGAGGCUGUUCGUGGCGACUGGGGCUCGAGUUCACGCGGCUUGGGUGUCUAGACGAGUAGGUUCGCUGCAAUUGUUGUCUCGUUUGACUGUGAGAGCGUUUCUGACAAAAGAGUCCAGUGUCCAGCAGCUGCCACUGCCACCGAGGUUGAGGGCGUCUGUGGCUGCGCUGUUCGCUAGUACGAUAAGAUGUUCCGUACCAGAACCAAAGGAACUAAGGCGCUUCGUGUCACGUCCACCACCAGGGGGCGGAAGAUUGCACUGCACGAUGCUCAGACACGCCGUGGAACCGGUACCAUGUUACACGCUGUACCUGGAAUACCUGGGUGGUCUAGUGCCUCUGCUGAAAGGCAGAAGAACGAGUAAAAUCAGGCCGGAAUUCGUGAUAUUCGAUCCGCAGAGUCAAGACACCCUGCAGGUCGUGGAAGACACGUCACAGUGUCCAUCCUUCAGCGAUGGGUCCGAUACCGAGAGGGACACUGCCGACCUGUGCGGGUCGCCCAGGAACAAAAGGAAAAACAGGCGGAAAAGGGAAGAAAAAUCGAACGAGGAGACCGACGACCUCACUUACGUCGAUACCUUACCCGAGCACGCGAGACUGGUCGAAGUAACGUCCAAUAUCUGGGGCACGAAAUUCAAGUUUCACGGGCUGGCUGAUUCGGUGCCCGCCAACUUAGGUCAGAUUACUUAUCGGACGUCGUUGCUGCACUUGCAGCCGCGACAAAUGACUCUGGUGAUGACUGAGCUACGCGACGACGUGCCUGCAGGUCCAGAUCCGACCUUCAACCCGAACUUGUUCUCCGAGGACGAGGAGGAAUCGUUCCAGGAAUUCCAAGCUGCCUCGAGAAGCACGCCAGAGUCACAGCCCCCACCCAUAGCCCCUAUGACGCCCCGUAACGCGAGACUCAACUCCAAUCGUCCGAAAUCGCAAAUUUCUAAUCAGUUCAUGACGAACGAAGCCUUACCCAGCGCUAUGUCCAGAGUCGAGAACUUCGAGAGCGAGCUGCCCUAUGUAGACCUGCAAGAGGUCGGGAAUCUGUACGAGAACUUGAGAACUGCCCCAACAAACACGUACAGAACGCCACCUAGACACAAUCCGCCAAGAUGUUGCGACGUGCCAGCUCUACAGUCGCCUAAGAAUGCCGUGGCUCCCACUCAGACUAUAAUCGCGACUUCCAACACGGGAACCGACUAUUCCAAUAACAUCCAGAGGAUGAAAACCGCCCUUGCGGAUCAGCCUGGCUUGGUGACCAAGAAGGAACUCGAGAAUAAGAAGUUCAAUCAGAUAUCCCAGGAUGACAAGACAGUCCUGUCCUCCUGUCCCUCUACCAUCAUCCCCAUGUCCAUGCACAACGGCCAGACCCCUAACACGGAGGCGUCCAGCAGCCACGGUUGCACUCAGGGAUCCAUCGUGAACGGUCUGAACACGAGUAGUAGCCCACAGUCUCAAACGAUAUUUCUCAACGGCCUGCACACCAUGGCGUGCUCAAGCAACGUGAACGGAAUUCAGGGUAAAAACAAUCACAACGCCAAUAACACUGUGAACGUUAGCCAAACGACCUCGACGAGUCUGAGAGGUGAGCUUGGGAGCAACGGCCCCUUCAGCAAGAACAGCAUACACCUGUCCAGUAAUCAUUCGCCAGCCUGUUCUUAUCAGUUCCCGGAGAACAUCGAUCAGUGCAUAGGGCAAUCUUGCACCGCCUGCACCACGAAGCUCAAGGAUCCCAAGCACCACGAAUCCUGCGGGAAGACGAGUGCAGCUCAGUCGAGCAGUUGUAGUUCCACGACUGGUCGUGUCGAGGAGAUGCGUUUCAUCGAUGACGAGACACGUGGCGAGGCGGAGGCGUUUGACCAGUCGAGAGGAGUCCAUAGGACUCAGACGGUUGUCAGUAUCGGCCCUCUUUGCGUGAACGACUCCAUCGUGAGAAGUUGCAGUGUCGGGUACUUGGACAUGGUGGACGCGCAACUGGUCCCUUGCGACAUCGCCUUGAAGAUGCUGAGGAAGGAGGCGCCUAACAAGAGACUGGUCCUGGUAUCGAGGAAGACUAAGAGGAGGAAAAAGAGCAAGGCUCAGCAAGAGAUCGGUCAGCAGACCUCCAAGUCGCUGAGGCUUCGUAACUGUGGCAAGUCUAAGAGCUUGGAUUCUAGUGAUAUAUUCCCGGCUAACGAUCAAAUAGCUCUACCACCCAAGCUGCCUGAACACGCCGAAGAAGCGGCGGGAGUUUCGAAUCUUGAAGUCAUCGAAGAUAAAAGUAACGAGUCCUUGGAGAAAUCACCCGAAGCGAUAGAGGUGCCCAGUGAGAGUGCCAAGCACGUUACUACGCCAAUCGUAACUAAUCCUGUUGAAGUUAAGCCGAGCAGAUUGAAGAGCUGUAAUUCACCUGCCAGAGGAUCUAGUCCAAGUGGUUCAUUGGCAUCAUCUUUGGAUGGUCUCGCAGCUCGACUUCGAGAUUUCGAUGAAAGUCACUCUUUGCCACCACCGUCACCUCGUCCAUCCACCAGAUUGCCCAGAAGUUCUCCCAGUAGUCCAGCACCUUCGAAGAAAGGUAAAAGGCCAGCAUCUGCCUCGCCAAUUAGGAGAAGGCUCCUAUCGAGUCCUUUAUUAAGUAGAAAAACGCGAAAAAGCCGAGGCGAAAGUUCAGACGAGGAAGGACAUUUGCAAGACGAUUCGUCGACGAAUUAUAGAGACCUCGAGACGUUCCAAAAGGCACAGUUACGACAAAAGCUAAAGCAGAAAGCAGCAGGGAUGUCUGGCCAUAAAUCAGAAGCAGUAAGACGGGAACUCGUGAUGCACAACAAGGCGCCAGUGUGGAACGAAUCUGGCCAAGUAUACCAGCUCGACUUCGGUGGCAGAGUAACUCAGGAAAGCGCUAAAAACUUCCAAAUAGAAUUCAAAGGCCGUCAGGUCAUGCAAUUUGGGAGGAUAGAUGGGAACGCCUACACAUUGGACUUUCAGUAUCCAUUCAGCGCUUUACAAGCAUUUGCCGUUGCCUUGGCCAAUGUUACACAACGGCUCAAGUAAUCGUUAGUCGCUGGUACUUCAUUUGGUACAAGUUUAUGUGAAAUUGGGAAAGCGAAUACCAAGAAUGCUAUCCGAAACGUAUGCUGUAAUUUACAUAAAUUAUUCGUCCAAAUUAAAAUAAAAGAAGAAAAGAAGAAAACUAGCAAGUGUUAGGGAAGCUAAAACUGUAACAAUACGCUACACAUAGAAAACGAGGGAAAAAUGAAAAACACUUUUAAAUACAGCUUUCGAACACGUAAUAGAGCCACAUGUCUUUCGAUUAUUAAUACAAGUGACGGGCUAGAAUAAAUCACUACGUGAACAAGCAAGAGUUCAGCCAGUCGUCUCGCAGUGAGACAAACGCACCGAAAACUCGAGCAAAACUUGAUUCCAAAAUUUUGUUACCUUUUUCGUUUCAAGGUAAUUAAAUACACCGGGAAUAAUAUACUUACUAAUAUUACUUUUUGCAUUUAUGCACUCAUAUGCAUUUGUUGAUCGACUGAAGUUAAAAGAUUUUAUUGUAUGCAUUUCUUACUUCGCCCAUUCUGAAAGAUCAUUUGUUUAUUAAUUAUUUAAUAAGUAACGUGUAACUUACAAUUGAGAAGACUCUCAGCUAGGUACAUGCAAUAUUUUCCCACAGAUUUUACUUUUCUA
This is a messenger RNA of Eufriesea mexicana, 4584 nucleotides long. RefSeq names its product WD40 superfamily protein Tusp (gene Tusp). The record is from RefSeq and is a predicted model, not a curated record. Gene Ontology annotation, molecular function: protein binding. The transcript is spliced from 15 exons. Lineage: Eukaryota; Metazoa; Arthropoda; Insecta; Hymenoptera; Apidae. The annotation marks the transcript as partial.